UGUACAUAUUCAAUUUAUUACGGAUAGUGACUGAUUGCUUGUGAUAAUAAUCUCUUAUUGUCUUUUGUUGCUUUUCGCUCUUUCAACAGAAUGGCAACAAAAUGGGGCUGUGUUGGACCAGGAAAGAUAUCAUGGGAUUUCUUCCUCGCUAUACAAGAUAAUUUACCAAAGGAGGAUCAUGAGUUUGUUGCGGUUGGCUCGAGGGACCUUACCAGGGCUCAGGCGUUUGCAGAAAAGUUCAGUUUCAAGAAAUCAUAUGGCUCUUACGAUGAACUUGCCUCUGACAAAGACGUUGAGGUUGUUUACAUCGGUACUGUUCACACGAGUCACGCGGAGCUGUCAAUCAAAAUGUUGUCAGCCGGGAAACACGUGAUCUGUGAGAAGCCAAUGGGAAUGAAUUACAAGCAGGUGAAACAAGUUCUGGAUGUAGCAAAAAAGAACAACGUGCUUUUUGUGGAAGGAGUUUGGAGCCGCUGGUUUCCGGUAUACGAAAAGAUACGUGAGGAGCUGGUUGCUGGCUCCAUUGGUGAUCCAAGAUUGGUGCAGGCAAACUUCUGUGUCCCUAUAAUAGAUAUUCCUCGAAUACGCGACAUAAAAGUUGGGGGAGGAGGAGCACUAGAUAUUGGCAUUUACGUCAUCCAGUUUGCGGUAUUUGUCUUCAAAGAAAUGCCGCAAAGUAUUACAGCAGUCGGGAAUUUGAGAGGAGAUGUUGAUGAGUCGGCAUGUAUAAUACUGAAAUAUAAAAAUGGAGCAAUGGCCAAUUUGACGUAUCAUACAGACGCUGGAAAGGGAGAUAAUAAUGCUUCUAUCCUUGGAAAAACAGGACGCAUUGAGGUUCAAGCUCCGAUGCAUUGCCCGACGACCAUGACAAGCGUAUCAGGCACUUCCGCUUUUCCCUUGAAAGACGCAGAUUAUUUUCAUACAAAUAGUGCAGGACUUCAAUACGAGGCUGCUGCAGUUAGGGAAUGUAUUCGAAAAGGUGUAAUGGAAAGUGAUAACUACACCCAUGCUGAGAUUGAAAUAGUACAUCAGAUAAUGGACGAAGUCCGGAAACAAAUUGGAAUGAAAUAUCCUGACUUUGACUAAAAUUAUUAUCUUCCUCUUAAAGACAUAUGAAGGUACCUACAUAUCUGUCGGUCAAGGUGCACGUGCUAGUGGAUAUUGAAUUUAAUGCUGUUUACCCAUGAUUGGAAUAGAAAUAAAACACGAAAGAUAAUUUAA
Messenger RNA from Ruditapes philippinarum (Manila clam), 1221 nucleotides. RefSeq names its product trans-1,2-dihydrobenzene-1,2-diol dehydrogenase-like. The coding region runs from base 91 to 1086 and encodes 331 amino acids. Gene Ontology annotation, molecular function: nucleotide binding. Lineage: Eukaryota; Metazoa; Mollusca; Bivalvia; Venerida; Veneridae. The transcript has 7 exons. The record is from RefSeq and is a predicted model, not a curated record.